Molecule: messenger RNA, 932 nt
Organism: Paramisgurnus dabryanus
Lineage: Eukaryota; Metazoa; Chordata; Actinopteri; Cypriniformes; Cobitidae
Source: RefSeq, a predicted model, not a curated record
CGUACCGGAAGUCUUGCCGCGUGUAUGCUAACCGGUAGUUGUGUUAGAACUUUGCAAUAAAAUCACGAUUUUUGCAAUGUUGUGAUAAGCUGUUGUUGUGUAUAAUUUACUGUUGGCACAAGAUGAUAUCAUUAGAUUUCCUCGACGAUGUUCGGCGAAUGAAUAAGCGCCAGCUUUACUAUCAGGUGCUGAAUUUUGGGAUGAUUGUAUCUUCAGCCUUGAUGAUCUGGAAAGGUUUAAUGGUUGGAACUGGAAGUGAGAGCCCAAUUGUUGUUGUUCUCAGUGGAAGUAUGGAACCUGCAUUUUACAGAGGAGAUCUCCUCUUCCUCACAAAUCGUGUUGAAGAUCCGAUCAGAGUGGGUGAAAUUGUUGUGUUCAGGAUUGAAGGAAGAGAAAUUCCCAUCGUACACAGAGUCCUAAAAAUUCAUGAGAAAGAAAAUGGGGACAUCAAGUUCUUGACAAAAGGUGACAAUAAUCAAGUGGAUGACAGGGGCCUUUACAAACAGGGGCAGCACUGGCUGGAAAAGAAAGAUGUGGUGGGCAGAACAAGAGGGUUUGUGCCUUACAUUGGAAUUGUCACAAUUUUGAUGAAUGACUACCCCCAAUUAAAGUAUGCUGUACUGUGUAUGCUUGGGCUGUUUGUUUUGGUACAUAGAGAAUGAAGACCCUCAACAACAAUUUUGUCAGUCAAACCAUCGAUGCAUUUCUCUAGUUUUUACAUUGUUUGUUUAUAUGCAUGGGAGUGCUAAGAAACAUUCUCUUAAAAGAAGGUCAAAUUAUAAUUUUCUCCGAAAGAACACACAACUUUUUAUAUUUGUUAAUUUUCCAUGUCUUACAAAAUUGAGCUUUUGCUUGAUGUGACUUUACAGACAGAUUUCCUCUUUCUUACACGUCAAAAUUUUGUAUGAAAUAAAAUGUUGUGUCAAAUGUUA